GACGCAACCAGACAUCAAACAAUCCCGAGCUGCCACCACAUAGAACAAGUCCUCCUCGUUCUUCACACCCACCAUGUGGCACUCCUCCAUGCCGCGCCGGCCAAGCAACACGCGUUGCUAGUACAUAAGACCUCGUCCCUCCUGCCACUCCUCUUGAUGGUUGCUUCUUCCACCUCUGGCUCAACCAAGAAUUUAGCGGAGGUGAACUAGUAGUCUCUAGGACGGCAAGAAGAGCGAAAAGUUGUAGCUUUGAAUUUUGGUAGAAGAAGAGAUGGAUCGGUUGGUGAUACCGGAGCCGUCGAGCGAGGUGGUGGUGCGGGUGGAGCCCGGGAGGCAGUCGAGGGGGGAGCUCACGCUGCGGAACGCGAUGCACACCAUGCCGGUGGCGUUCAGGCUGCAGCCGGCUGUGAGGGGCCGCUUCGCGGUGCGCCCGCACACGGGGAUUUUGGCGCCGCUAGCCGCGGUCACAGUGGAGGUGGUGUACCUGGCGUCGGCGGCGCCCGAGGGUCCUGGCGGGGAAGGCGGCGGGAGACGCGGGGAGGACGCGUUGCUGCUGCACAGCGUGGUGGCGCCCGGCGCGGCGGUGAAGGAGCCCGUGAUGGCGCUGGACUCGGUCAACCCAGAGUGGUUCUCGGCGAGGAGGAAGCAGGUGUUCGUGGACAGCGGCAUCAGGGCGACCUUCGUGGGCGCGUCCGUCGCGGCCCGCCUGGUCGCGGCCGGCGCGGUGGAGGCGCUCAGGGAGGUGCUUGACCGCAGCGAGCCCGAGUGGCGCGCUGCGGACGCCACCGACGAGUCCGGGCGUACGUUGCUCGACCUCGCCGUCGGCCUCAGCCGUGCCGACAUCGCCCAGGUGCUGCUCGAGUAUGGCGCCGACGCCGACAAGCCGAGCCACGGCCGGACGCCCCUCGAGACUGCCGCCGCCUCCGGCGAGUGCCUCAUCGCCGAGCUCCUCCUCGCCAACGGCGCGACACCCGCCGGCUCAGACGCGCUCCACGUGGCGGCCGCCGCCGGACACAACGACGUCUUGAAGCUGCUUCUUGGCAAGCCUGCCUCUGCUUCACCCGCCUCCUCCUCGUCCGCGUCCUUCUCUUGUUCAUUCACAUCUAUCGACGCGGCGGGGAGGGAUGGCAAGACUCCUCUACGGUUGGCGGCGGAAGCGGGGCGCCGGGACGCGGUGAAAGCGCUCCUCGCGGCGGGCGCAAGGGCCGAAACGAGGUGCGGCACAGAUGGGGCCUCGGCCCUCCACGCCGCGGCGAGGCGCGGGGACGAGGCUGUCGCGUCUCUUCUCCUGUCCCACGGUGCGGCCGGCACGGUCUCUGUGCGCGACGCGACGGGCAAGACGGCCUUCGAGAUCGCCGCCGAGGAGGGCCACGCCGGGCGGAUCAUGGAGUCCCUGGGCCUCGGCGAGGCGAUCCUUGCCGCCGCACGCAAGGGCGAGACGAGGGCCAUCCGGCGAGCGGCCGACGGCGGCGCGUCCGUCGCGGGGCGUGACGCGCACGGGUGGACGCCGCUCAUGCGCGCCGCCUUCAAAGGGAGGGCCGACACGGUGCGCGACCUCAUCGACCGCGGAGCGGACGUCGACGCAGCCGAUGCCGAGGGCUACACGGCGCUGCACUGCGCGGCCGAGGUGGGUCGCGCCGAUGUGGUGGACCUCCUCCUAAAGAACGGCGCAAACGCCAAGGCCUCGACGGUGAAAGGACGAACUGCAGCCGAUGCCGCGGCCGCCGCGGGGAAGUCUAAGGUGGUGCGACUUCUUGAGAAAGCCGGCGGCAUGGGGAGAAAGGAUGUCAGUGAGAAGGCAGCGCCGAUGGUGGCGAAGGCAGGCAGCUUGGACAGGAGGCGGAGGGUGCGAAAGGGGAGUAGCGGCGCCAUACGGUUUGGUGGCGGCAAGGAGGGAUUUGAAGCUGCCGCGGUUACUGUGGGAUGGUCACACUAGCCAGUGCUCAAUUUGAGAAAAGCCUGUUGAACUUUGGUUCAAAAGUGCAAGAUUAAGAACGAUUUGUUCCAAUUUGUGAUUAUUUUGAUGAGAUGAUAAUAUACAUUUGUUUCGAAUGAACAAGGAAGUAAUAUAUGUGUUACACAUGUCGCCGGGGUAGUGUAGUACUGAGUUAUAUAUUUUGUAAAAAUGGAAUCAUUAAGAGUAGGUGUUCCUAGUUUUUUCUUUACUUUCUUUGUCACGCUAAGAUGAUGGCAUGUGUUUACUCGAGGAUAAUAGGUAGGCAUGUCCUGCUGAAAAUUGUACGAUGAUGAUUUGAUUUCAAUACAGA
Molecule: messenger RNA, 2267 nt
Organism: Phragmites australis (common reed)
Lineage: Eukaryota; Viridiplantae; Streptophyta; Magnoliopsida; Poales; Poaceae
Product: protein VAPYRIN-like
Exons: 1
Coding region: 272-1936 (554 amino acids)
Biological process (GO): protein localization to ciliary inversin compartment
Cellular component (GO): ciliary inversin compartment
Molecular function (GO): protein binding
Source: RefSeq, a predicted model, not a curated record